Oncorhynchus mykiss (rainbow trout) is the source of this 5709-nucleotide messenger RNA. RefSeq names its product alpha-1,3-mannosyl-glycoprotein 4-beta-N-acetylglucosaminyltransferase A. Lineage: Eukaryota; Metazoa; Chordata; Actinopteri; Salmoniformes; Salmonidae. Gene Ontology annotation, cellular component: Golgi stack; endoplasmic reticulum-Golgi intermediate compartment; endoplasmic reticulum. Gene Ontology annotation, biological process: protein N-linked glycosylation. The record is from RefSeq and is a predicted model, not a curated record. Gene Ontology annotation, molecular function: acetylglucosaminyltransferase activity.
AGGUAUCCAACUGUGAAGCUCGCUAUAUGUAGCCUGCCAGCCACUAGGGUAGUUAAAUAUGUUAAUGAAUCUCUUUAACCUUAUCUUGCGAGGGGAUAUGAUAACUAGCUAAGCCAAGGUCUAUGAAGAAGCACAUCCACAUCUUGGGUUUGGGCUGGUUCCCAGCAAAGACUAUCCUCCAUCUGCUGAAUGUGUCAACUAGCUAGUUACUUGUUUUGCUACCUUAUAACUUCCAUCUGCACGUUAGUGGUUGCUGCUUGCCAACUUUGAUCAGCUGAAAAUAAAUAUCUAGUUCAUGCAGAUGUUCGCUUCUUGUCAAACUAGUUGAUUCGGUUUGCUCUUGCCAUCCCCAGAAUCACCCGAGUGCAGAAGAUUAAGGAGCCGUGUCAACACUUCUGUUCAGGAUCUUUCAGUUAUCCUAAUCACUUUAUGCAGUGAGUGGAGGGGAAUAAUCGCAUCGCCCGACCAUGCUCACAUUUAAAAAAGGAAGAGCUGCCUCGUGAUUUUACCACCCUCAAGCGAGAGAGCGAGGGAGAAAUCAUCAUCAACCACAGAGCGAGAGGAGAGAUCAUCAUCAACCACAGAGCGAGAGGAGAGAUCAUCAUCAACCACAGAGCGAGAGGAGAGAUCAUCAUCAACCACAGAGCGAGAGAUCGUCAGUCACUCACGGAAACGACGCUGAGGACUCGUCACGGCAGACAGGGACAGAGAGACGUCCAUUCCCCUUUCCAGUUAGCUAGCUUCUCAAACCUCCUCGCUUCCUUCCAACGUCCCCCCGGUACUACCCGAGUUGGGCAACCGUAAUCACGCGCCUCCGCCUGGACUGACAACCCCAGAGGAAGAGGGCGAGAGGCACGGCUCCCUCGGGUCCCCACGCUUCGUGGAGAGAAUCGCUGAAAUGAGAUGAGGCUCAGAAAUGGAACGGUGGCGACUGCGAUAAUUUUCUUCACGUCGUUUCUCAGCCUGUCUUGGUACACAUCCUGGCAAAAUGGCAAAGAGAAGUUGGUAGCGUACCAGAGGGAGUUCCAUGCCCUGAAAGAGCGCCUCCGUGUGGCCGAGCAUCGGACCCUGCAGCGCUCCUCAGAGCUCAACAACAUCCUGGAGCAGUUCAGACGGGUCAUCGCUGAGACCAACGGCAGCAAGGACGCUCUCACCAACUUCUCAGAUGAGACCCAGAAGCUGCUGAAGGAGCUGGCCAGUAGGAAGCCUCUCCAGGUGCCAAACAUCUACCACCACCUGCCUCACCUGCUCAACAAUGAGGGCAGCCUGCACCCCGCUGUCCAUGUCGGCCUGGGCCGCACCGGAGUCUCCAUGGUGAUGGGUAUUCCUACCGUAAAGCGUAAAGUGAAGUCGUACCUGGCUGAGACGCUACACUCGCUCAUCAACAAGCUCUCACCUGAGGAGAAACAUGACUGUGUCAUCAUUGUCUUUGUAGGAGAGACGGACACAGAAUACGUCCAAAGCGUGGUGACCGGACUGGAGAAAGAGUUUUCUAUAGAGUUCAGUUCAGGUCUGUUGGAGGUGAUCUCUCCUCCUGCCAGCUACUACCCUGAUCUCAAAGACCUCAAAGAGACCUUCGGAGACUCCAGAGAGAGGGUCAGAUGGAGGACCAAGCAGAAUCUGGACUAUUCCUUCCUCAUGAUGUAUGCUGUGAGCAAAGGAGUCUACUAUGUCCAGUUGGAGGAUGACAUUGUGGCCAAACCAAACUACUUUGCCACCAUGAAGAACUUUGCCCUACAGCUCUCCUCUGAGGACUGGAUGAUCCUUGAGUUCUCCCAACUCGGCUUCAUCGGUAAGAUGUUCCAGGCUCCAGAUCUCAACCUCAUAGUAGAGUUUAUCCUCAUGUUCUAUAAGGAGAAGCCCAUUGAUUGGCUACUGGACCACAUCCUCUGGGUCAAAGUGUGUAACCCAGAGAAAGACGCGAAGCACUGUGAGAGGCAGAAGUCGAGUCUGCGUGUCCGGUUCAGGCCCUCUCUUUUUCAACAUGUGGGGCUGCACUCCUCUCUGGCCGGAAAGAUCCAGAAACUCACUGAUAAGGACUUCCUGAAGCCCCUGCUCCAUAAGAUCCAUGUGAACCCGCCUGCUGAGGUGUCCACAUCUCUCAAGGUGUACCAGGGCCACACUUUGGAGAAGACCUACCUGGGAGAAGACUUCUUCUGGGCCAUCAAUCCUACUGCUGGAGACUACGUCCUCUUCAAGUUUGACAAGCCCAUCAACAUAGAGAGGUUCCUGUUCCGCAGUGGGAACCAGGAACACCCUGGAGACAGGAUAGAGAACACCACUGUAGAGAUACUGCCCUUCUCGGAAACUGGACCUAAGUCCAAAGAGAAAUACAAGCGAACUGAUGACCGCUUCUACAGAGUCGGUCAGUUUGAGAAGGGUGUGGCUGAGGGGGCUGUAGACACCUCCUUCAACCCGGUGGUGGCGCUUCGUCUCUCUGUCGUCCAAGACUCAGCUGUCUGGGCCAUCCUCAGCGAGAUUCAUAUAAAGAGGAGAGCAGGCUGACAAAAAGCGGGGGGCCACAUCAAUCCUGGCCCCCGGCCCCGGGGUGCUCGCAGACGCACCUAAAAUUGAUUGACCCCAGGGGCCUUCUGCCACCUAGCAACCAGCAGUGACAUCAUCAGAGCGCACCAGAGCCGCUCCUCUCAGGGUUUCUAAGGGCGCUGUCACUCGAUUGCUUUCUCUCUAUUUCUGCCUAUCCUUUCCUCUCUCUCUCGCUCUCUUUUUGCGUGAAUGUGAAUACUACUGUACAAAAAAGAGGCAGAUGUAAAAUAUCAGAAGUCAUUUGGUGUGUCCGGAAGAAAUCCGUUUCCAGCUCUGACUGUGGAGGUAACGCCGAUGGCUUGUGACUCGGAGAGACACACCUCAGCUGAUCUGAGAGGCUGAUGUCACCAGGACGCUGGUGUUGUACAUGCUGCUCUCUGCUCCAUGUGCUCUUCCUCUCAGCCUCUCUGAUCUGUUCCACUGAGGUAUUGCACUCACUGGAGCCAUAGUGGAGCCCCCUGCUGGUGACUGAAGUGACUGAAGAAUGGCUCCAUCAGCCUCAAAGACUUGCUUUUUGUUCUUUUCCACAGAGUUGUGUGUUUUAGGUAAACAGCAGGUAAUAAAUAGACAAACAAGUUGUCAGUCUUUCUUAUGGUGAAGAUAACUGCCUUUAUCACGUCCUUCUUUUGAAGGGGAUUACAAUGACGAUGACAAACGAAGCGGAAACUAAAUGUGGUUCCCCAUUUUUAAAGUGACAUGUCUGCCAAACUAUGCCCUGGGUAGAAGUCACCCAUAGGUGCAGAUCUUGGAUCAGCUUGCCUUGCUCAAGUCUCAACCCAAACCAUUCUGGGCAAAAUACCUGAAACUUACCUAAGAUCUGUGUCUGGGGCAGUUUCAUCCAGUGGAGGCUGCUGAGGGGAGGACGGCUCAUAAUAAUAGCCGGAACGGAGCGAAUGGAAUGGCAUCAAACACCUGGAAACCAUGUGUUUGAUGUAUUUGAUACCAUUCCACUGAUUCCACCCCAGCCAUUAUCAUGAGCCCGUCCUCCCCAAUUAAGGUGCCAUUUUUAUUAUUUUUAUUACAACGACAAUGACGACGUAUGAAGGUGAAUUAAUUUAUUUCAAAUAAAUAUUUCAUUUGUACAAGAGGUUCAAAGAAAAAUAAUAUUCAUGCCACGGUAGUUGAUGUGUUUGCAUUGCAUGUGUUCUUUUUGUUCCCGAAACGAGCUGCUUGGUAUUUCAUGUUCUUGUCCGCUGGUUGGUUGAGAUAGAGGUUGAAUCUAACUGCUGUUCCAGAGUCAGUUUUUGUAUAACAUUUCUCAGAUGGUCAAAGUUAAAAUGAAGGAGAGCUGACAUCAGAACAGGCCUUAAGCCAGAGAUCCUGGCUGAGGUUGUGCUAGAUCCAUACCCAUGUGCCUUAAAGUCCUGCUCCUCCAUAAUGAGUCCGGAGCAGAACUUCCCUUCAUUCACUCCCUUCCCUCUACCCUACAAUAGAGGAUGUUGACUCUUUUGAAGAGAUUUGAUCACGUGAUACAAGAUUUACAGAUGACAGGGGUAACGGUUCCUCCAUAACUCACCACCAAGUGUACAGUGUGACUCAUGUUUACCAUCAGCAAUGGGGGAUUCAUUCACUUCAUUACAUUUUAUUUUGAUGACUUCACUAUAUUGAAAUUAUAUAUUGAACUUAUGAUCAAAUGCUAUUUCGAACGUUGCACUGAGUUUUCAACUCACAGUUUUGAAUGCUCCAUUCUUUAGUUUUUUUGCUGUUGCUGGGCUUUCAUUUACCAUCUCCCGUUGCUUCUGUCAUUUUACACUUCUGACAUCAUCAGUGAGUUCUACCCCAUGUGAUGUCUGAUUCUGUCCAAUCAAUUCAAUUGGAGACUGCUGGCAGUGGUUAGACAGGAUGUUAAAUUUAUUCUAUGUGCCAUCUAGUUGCAGACGGAUGCAUUCGUACCAGUGGAGGCUGCUGAGGGGUAGGAUGGCUCAUAAUAAUGUCUGGAACAGAGCGAAUGGAAUGGCAUCAAACACAUAGAAACCAUGUGACACAUAGAAACCAUGUUUGAUACCAUUCCACUCAUUCCAUUUCAGCCGUUACCACGAGCCCAUCCUCCCCAAUUCAGGUGCCAUUAACCUCCUGUAAUGCUGACAGCCACGCUCCCCUAGGGGCGCAUCUUAUCUACUCUGAUUAAAGAGCAAUUUGCAUUGCUCUUUAAUGCAUAGGUAUUUUCAGGAUAGGUCAAAAUGUGUGUUUUUUUUCAUGAGAAAUGUUUAUACAAUAAGAGAUUUUAUGAAGAUUUCGUUUUUCUAUCAAAAUUCCAUCCACGUGAGAGAAGAUUGUGAUCGGUUUGAUUUGGAGUGCUAUUUUAAAUGUCAAAGAUGUGCAUGCAUGCACGCACGUCCAAUUCUAAAUCAGCCCCUACAUCACAGCACUUAAUGUUGGUCUAGUAGGGUUGGACAACUACAGUAUAAGGAACAAAUCCCAGCUAUACUGUCAGAGGGCAAGCUGGUGCCUACCCAAAUCUUUAAAUAAAAACUCUUAGGUUGGAUAAAGACAAGGGGUGGAUUUCGAAAGCGGGCCACUUUGUACCAGGUUUGCUUGUCUGUAAAUGUCCUUUAUUUAUUGUGUGAUUGAUUGGUAAACUUUUUGAAUGGAGCUGGCCCCUCCCCUGAGCCCCCUGGUCAAACCAGACCCUCUCGCUCACACCUGGGCCUUUAUUUAAAGAGCGCAACGGAUUAGAACCUUCAGAUAGAACUCUAUGCUGUAGAUCCGAUAUGAUUCUCUGUGUAGAAAUGGGAAUCGUGCCAGAUCUAUACAUUACAUUUCUAUCUGCAACGCUCUAGCGAAGGAUAUGAACCUCUUCUUAAGGUGGAGGACGGCUUGAGCAGAGGGGAACACAAACUGUGUUUCUCACUAGUUUGAAGGGGGUUACUUCCAUCCUUUUUUUGGUGCCCUUCAUCCACGCUUAUCUAAGAUCGUUUAGAAAAGCAAUAUGGAGGUAAGCCUAUUAUUGAGUCGCUUGCCUAGACCCCAGAGGUAGAUGAAAGGUAAGAGACAGACAGUCAGGCUCACCCCACCCCUGCCUGCUUCCACCUUCUCUGUUCUCCCCAUCAGGUCAUGUCGUGUGCCUUCAUCACUAUGUUAGUAUAUCUGCCUCUGAUAAUUUUGACAUGGCUUUACAUGGACAUCAUUGAAAUAAAUCAAAAUGGUUGAUACAAAUCACAUCCA